Messenger RNA from Mya arenaria, 2308 nucleotides. RefSeq names its product keratin-associated protein 21-1-like. NCBI's taxonomy places the organism in Eukaryota, Metazoa, Mollusca, Bivalvia, Myida, Myidae. Bases 132 to 710 code for a protein of 192 amino acids. The record is from RefSeq and is a predicted model, not a curated record. The transcript has 3 exons.
AACGGUUCUUAAUGAUGACAGAGUUCAGAAUUAUGUUUAAAAAUUAGUAUAAAUAAGAAACAUAAUACAAGACCAUCACUUUCUUUUUCAUCUUUUUAGUUAUACGGAUACUUUAACAGUUACAGAACAAAAUGAGUACCUUGUGUCUUCUUCUCCUUGCGGUUGUCGUCUUUGUAGCCGUGAAUGGACAGGGAUAUUCAUCCCAUAGCGGGUAUCGCCACGGCGGCGGACACAUGUCCGGUGGCUACAGAAGGUACGGGGGCGGACAUGGAUACGGCAGUGGAUAUGGUAGCGGAUAUGGUAGCAGGUACGGAAGUGGAUACGGAAGCGGAUAUGGAAGCAGUUACAGAGGUGGUCAUCGAUACGGUAGCGGAUACGGUAGCGGAUAUGGAAGCGGAUACGGAAGCGGAUACGGAGGUGUAGGUCGAUACGGUAGCGGAUACCGUAGUGGAUAUGGAAGCGGAUACGGUAGCGGAUAUGGAAGCGGAUACGGUAGCGGAUACGGUGGUAGAUACAGUGGCGGAUACGGUAGCGGAUAUGAUAGAGGAUACGGUAGCGGAUAUGGUAGCGGAUAUGGUACCGGAUAUGGAAGCGGGUACGGAAGUGGACAUCGAUACGGUAGUGGCGGAUACAGUGGCGGAUACGGCAGCGGAUAUGGUAGUGGAUACAGUGGAUACGGAUCUGGCCAUCGUUUUGGCGGUCGUUAUUAAUCCUCUACUGGCCGUUUAGUUGUAGCUCAGGGGAUACACUCAACGAUUAUAUCAUCGUGACGGUUGCUUUCUAUGAAAGUUGUGCUGGAGAAAGUUUCUUUGUUCUGUUUUGUUUUAUAAUACUAAAUUAAACCUAAAACAGAUAAUGGGUGUAAAAUGUAAUCCUAUUCCCUAAGGAUGUUCGUAGCUACUGGAUACAAUUUGCCAAUGAAUGAUUUGUUCUUAAACCAAUGACGCAGCUCGAAUGUGUUAAUAUUUGGAUGUUUUAACCUAUGCCAUGCCUUAAUCAUCUUCAUUUGCAUAUUUUCUUUCCAAUAACAUAGUUCAAAUAAUUAAUACUUGCAACCAAACACCUUUUAAGUAUUUUUUAAUCUUUGAUGCGAAGAAAACAAACUAAUAGCAUUAACUCUGAUAUAUAUAUAUGUUUAACAUAAACGCGGUAUUCCAUGGCUCCAUUAUACUUUCGUACAAAACUCUUUUAAAGGACACAUUGCAUCAUAUGAGUUUAUCACGCAUCAAACAAUUUUGACUGAUUGAACCUUUUUUUUAAAUAGCUUAAUGAUUGGUGAAAAGCUGAAAGUACUUGUAGGAAAUUAAAAAAAUCAUCGAUUUUCCGCAUUAUUGUUCAACUUUACAGCUGAAUUAAUUACUAUAAGUUACUUUACUUUUCGUGCAUACUGAAUAAUAUUUUGUUUUCAACUGAUUAAUAUGCGACAAGGCAUAAUUUUUUUGGCUUACAUUUCCAUUUUUUUUCAUGCCUUGGUAUUUUAUGCAGGAACUCAAAACUUUUAUGAGUUCUUGCAUUGAAUGUUUAAGCAUUAGAUAAAACUAUUGUAAGAAUCAGUUUCUAGAUAGUAAGUUUCUAGCAUUAUCAUAUGUUCACUGUUUUGAGGGAGGUUUCUUUCAAUGAUCAAUAUUACUACGCCGGUAAUUUAGCGAGGGGAGCUUAUGAUUAAAAUGAGAAACACUUUUCUGGACAAAAAAGAACACUAGACAAUGUUAAUUUCGACGAAUUUGUCACUACAGUCAAUUAUAUUAUAUUUGUCGCAUACAAAUUGGUCGCAACCAAAAUACCAUUCGGUAUGAACAAUAUUAAUAUGAAAAUCUCCAGAAACAAGCACAAGAGUCAUAAGUCUAAACAUAAACACUAUUUUAUGGCACAGCAGGGUGAACGCUUAAGACGUAUAAAUACUUACUUAUUCAGUGAUAGAAAGAGUUGAAUAAACAUUACGAAGAUCAAUGGUGUUAUUCCUUAAGUUGGCUACAAGUACUUAUGGUACUCCAUCUAUCAUUUCGCUAGUGUUCAUUAAUCAUAAUUGUUUAUCACGGGGAGGACUCAUAAAGUAAUGAGAAUAACGUUCGUUUGUGGUGAAUUAAUAUACGUAAAUACCAUCAACUUGGUAAUAUUUUACUUCAAACUGUUUAAAUGUUGAAGGUGUUAUUUCUUGUUUUUUUUGUUUUGUUUUUGUAUUUCAUAGUCUCCACCAUUGAAAAAAUUGAAUAAAAAGAAACUUAAAACCUGACAUUUUCAUGUAUUUUAUUUUCAAAACAAAAUAAAUAGUUCCAGUGUAGUCAUAAUGGUGGAGAAAUCCAGUCGA